AUGGACACUAUAGAAUUCAAACCGAUGGAAGAAAACAAAUUGCAUCAGCCAGAAGCAAUGCAAUCAGCCACCUUGGAACCUAUAGAUGACACACUGGAAAAGCCCCAGAAACCAGAAGGGGAUGAGGAAUCAAAGAUUUCAACAGCAUCAGGAAAUGAGUUCUUCCUCUAGUUAGAUACAUAUUUCAUACUGAACUGGUUCUAUGUUAUCAAAAAUUCAAUUGUAUCUUUAUCGAAAGAAAAGCAUGGCAUAUCAAGAACCAAGGAGUUCAGAAUUCAAAGAUCUUCUAGUUCUGAAUUGCUGAGCCCUUUGGAGACAGAAUCUAAAAAGUCAAAACCAGAAAAUAGAAGGUCUUUAGCUUUCAGACUGAACUACAGCAUUUCUGACAUAAUUGAUAGAAACCAAGCUAAAAGCAGAUUAAGGAAGUUUAUCACAAAAUCUUUGCAAGAAAAGAGCCUUAUUAAAGAUCAAAUUCUUGGUCCCUGUUUGCAAAAUGUGUGUGAACAUGAUGGCUCCACGGUCCCACAGUUUGUGAUACUGUGCAUAAAAGCUGCUGAAAUGCAAGGUCUGGAUGUUGAUGGAAUAUACAGAGUCAGCGGCAAUCUGGCAAUGAUACAGAAGUUACGAUUUGUUGUCAAUCAGGAAGAGAAGCUGAAUUUGGACGACAGCCAGUGGGAGGACAUCCACGUUGUCACCGGAGCACUCAAGAUGUUUUUCAGAGAGCUGCCUGAACCACUGUUCCCAUACUGCUUCUUUGAACAGUUUGUGAAGGCAAUAAAAAUCCGAAGCAGUGACAAUAGAGUGAAAAUCAACAAUGCCCUUGUACAGAAGCUUCCCAGACCAAACUAUGAUACCAUGAAAAUACUAUUUGGACACCUGAAACAAUCUCCUCCUGGCUCAGGGGGGUCAAGUGCUCCACCACGAUCUACCACACCUCAAACCCACGGCAUGGAGGAUCCUCUAGUACAGCUUAAAAGCAGGAUAGAUCACAUUCUGUUGAACUGUUGCAAACCGGCCACACAUGCUUCCUAUGAUGGGAAAUGGAAGAAAUUUUUAACUUACCUUGAGUCAUUGGGUUUACCUCCGCCUCCUAUGAACUUGGUAGCAGUUUUUGGAUUCCUGUUGUCCUGUUUGGACUUGGGUCUUAGUUGUGCCUCAUUGAAAGUUAACCUGGCUGCCAUCUCUGCUAAUCACCCUACGGCGGAUGGCUAUUCUGUUUUUUCUCACCCACAAAUGAAACAGUUCCUGAAGGGCCUUGCUCACCUCUUCCCUCCGGCUCAUGGCUCUACCCUCUCCUGGGACUUACCUCUAGUGCUGUCCAAGCUGAUGCACAGACCAUUUGAGCCCAUGGCCACAUCUAGUCUGCAACUUCUCUUAUGGAAGACUGCCUUUCUGGUAGCUAUUACCUCAGCAAGACAGAGUUUAGGAAUCAUUUUUUCACUGGCACUCCUUCAGCCUGAAAAGGAGACGGGGGCCAUGGGAAUCCACAUGGUAUACCAAAACCAGAUUGUGGAGCUAAUGCUAAGUGAGUUCACCAAGAUCUUCAGCUCUGAAGACUGA
Molecule: messenger RNA, 1560 nt
Organism: Gekko japonicus
Lineage: Eukaryota; Metazoa; Chordata; Lepidosauria; Squamata; Gekkonidae
Gene: ARHGAP15
Product: Rho GTPase activating protein 15
Biological process (GO): signal transduction; regulation of GTPase activity
Cellular component (GO): cytoplasm
Source: RefSeq, a predicted model, not a curated record